Colletotrichum godetiae is the source of this 681-nucleotide messenger RNA. RefSeq lists its product as uncharacterized. The record is from RefSeq and is a predicted model, not a curated record. The coding region runs from base 1 to 681 and encodes 226 amino acids. The transcript is spliced from 2 exons. NCBI's taxonomy places the organism in Eukaryota, Fungi, Ascomycota, Sordariomycetes, Glomerellales, Glomerellaceae.
AUGUCUUACGUCAGAUGGUCCAGCAUCCCGAAUUACAAAAUCCUAUUCAAAGACCUCGGCUACACUACCCCUAGCGAACAGAAGAAGAUCAGAGCCGAGUGCAAGGAAUUCAGAGACAAGUAUCCAGCCGCCAGAAGUUUUAAAUGCGAAGGCCUCACCAAUUCGUACCUAGCCGAACAUCAGAAGGAGAUUGGUGGCAUUGUCGAGGCUUUUCUGAAUAAACACGCAGAACAGCUGUGGCCGUCCGACGAACAUGCAUCCCAGCAUCACAGACUACAGUACCCUAAAGACGAGGCUGAGUCAUUCCAGGACAACAAUACCAACACCUUCCACGAGCAGGAGAAUACUGUGGUAGCCAAGUGCUCAGCUCGAAGCUUAUUUGAUCAGUCGUACGACAACGAUGACUCGGCAGACGGCCCCUCGGUGUCAGCGAGCGAAGCUCGUUUCAGAACCAAUUCCACUCGCUCAGCCGAAUCUAGUAUUGCCGACGAAGCCGAGCCCGUCCCAGGUUUUCGAGCCUCGAAGUCAACUGCUGGAGAGCAGCCGCCAGUCGGAGAAGAUAGUACCCGCGCCGUGUCUACGGACGAAGUUCUCGCAGAUACGGGCCCAACCGAGGGGACUGCUGGACAACUCAACGAGAGUCGAUUGCAGAGGCAGCGAGAAGCUAUGAUCCGGUCUUAG